Notothenia coriiceps (black rockcod) is the source of this 2447-nucleotide messenger RNA. Its product is annotated as DNA repair protein complementing XP-G cells. Bases 63 to 2447 code for a protein of 794 amino acids. NCBI's taxonomy places the organism in Eukaryota, Metazoa, Chordata, Actinopteri, Perciformes, Nototheniidae. The transcript is spliced from 10 exons. Gene Ontology annotation, biological process: nucleotide-excision repair. Gene Ontology annotation, molecular function: DNA endonuclease activity; single-stranded DNA binding. The record is from RefSeq and is a predicted model, not a curated record. Gene Ontology annotation, cellular component: nucleus.
CAGAGGAGGAGGAGGAGGAGAAAGAGUUGGAGGAGACAGAUGAGACAGAUGAGGGAUAUCAUAUGUAUCAGGCAGAAUUAUAUGAAAAGCCUAACUCAGUGGACAUCAACUCAGAAGAGUUUGCCAGCAUGCCGCUUGAAAUGAAACAUGAGAUACUCAAAGAAAUGAAAGAGUUUUCCAAAAGGCGUCGGACCAUGUACCAGAAACCCCCAGAGCGCUCAGGAGACUUCUCACAGUACCAGCUGGCCGGCCUGCUGCAGAGGAACCAUCUGAACCAGCGUCUGCGGGGCGUGGAGAGUGAGAUGUGCCAGCUGAGCGCCGGCAGCGCUCCACAGCUCGUCCAACAGGACGGGGACCAGCAGAGUCACAGCGUGGAGUCACGCCGCCUGGUUUCAGAGGACAAUUCCCACUACAUACUUAUUAAAGGCUCCAAAAAGAUAGAACCCGCCCCUGAGAGCCGCCCUGCAGCUGCAGCCUGGGCCGGCAGCAUCCUGACGGGCUCUAAGAGACGAGCGGUGGACAGACCGGAGCCCCUGUGGCGCCCUGCAGCAGAGGAGGGGCCAGAGGGGUGGGGUCACGCCUCAGAAGACUCCAAACCCUCUGUGUCCAAACCCUUUGUCUCCAAACCCUCUGUCUCCAAACCUUCUUUUGGAAACACAUCCCCCCCCUCACCUCGUACACUCAAGGCGAUCCAAGGUGCAAUGGAUGACAGCUCAGACGAGGACAAGGUGGACCAAGAUAGGAAGGAAGGGGGUGUGUCCCCCCGGACCCUGCUCGCAAUCCAACAAGCCCUCGCUGAGGAGGAAGGUGGCUUUGCUCGACACGGGACUUUCAUCAACAGCACGGCCACCAAACUGCAGUUUAGCGUUCCUCCUCCUGCGCCUCACGUGGUCAUCAGCAGCUCAGAGGAAGAACCAGACACUUUGCCAAAAGGAAAAUCAGAUUUGAAGGGAAACCCAACAGGCCAAAGUGUACAUGUGAAAGACCUUUUGCUUGAUAGUAGUUCUGAAGAUGAGACCGAGGCUGUAAUUGGGGAAAGAAAUAAGGCUGUUCACUUUGCACCACUGCAACAACCUCACAAAACAGGGCUGAGCUCGGAAGUGGAGACGCAGAAAGGAAAGUUGGCAGAGGAUAUAAAGAUUGGCAGUAGAGGACAAGAAGAACUGGAGGGAAGAGAAUCAGAGCACGGGUUGAUGUCAAAGCUAGUGGAUGCUGCUGCUUCCAGUCAAAUCACAUUAUCGAACAAUCCCUCAGCUGCACUGUGUGUGAAAGCUCUCAGUGCAGAGAGGGAGGCGGGACAUCCUGUGCUGUUAAAGCAGGAGAGCAAUACGGUGAUUGAAGCCCUUCAGGAGAGGAAUGGAGAUGAUGUGAAGUUGCAUCGCAGCGAGGAGAGCGAAUCAGAAGAAAGCUUCAUCGAGGUGUCAGAUGAAGAAUUUGAAGAGGAGGAAACAGAUGAUUCACUUGUGAUUACUGGAGACAAAGGACCUCCGGAUGAGGUCAAUAAGGCAGGGACCAAGCAAGAAGAAGAGUCCAAGAAAGGUUUGACAGAGGUUCCAGCUGCUGCUUUACAAAUAGAGGAAGAAGAAGAGAAGAAAAGAGAGAGUGAAGAGGAAGAGUUAGAGGAGGGCACAGAGACAGAAUCCAGCUCAACUCCAGCGGUCAAUGAAUGGGAACACUUUGAUGUGGAAGAGCUGCAGGCUCUGGAGAGCUCUCUGCAGGUGGAGCAGAGCAGCCUGAGGGAGCUGAAACAGCAGCAGGAGAGGAUGGCCAACACAGUCACCGGGCAGAUGCAGCUAGAGAGCCAGGAGCUGCUGCGGCUGUUUGGCGUGCCGUACCUGGUGGCUCCGAUGGAGGCCGAGGCUCAGUGUGCGGCACUGGACCGCGCUGACCACACUAACGGGACCAUCACAGACGACUCCGACGUGUGGCUGUUUGGAGGGAGACACGUCUACAGGAACUUCUUCAACCAGGACAAAUAUGUUGAACACUUCCAAUACAGUGACCUGCAGAACCAACUGGGUCUGGACAGGACUAAACUGAUAAACCUGGCCUACCUGCUGGGCAGCGACUACACAGAGGGUCUGCCGGGGGUCGGGUAUGUGACGGGCAUGGAGCUACUGAACGAGUUCACAGGGCCGGGCUUGGAGCCACUCACACAGUUAAGGGAAUGGUGGUCAGCGGCCCAGCAGAACAAGCGUCUGUCUUCUGAUCCUCGGGACACAAAGGUGAAGAAGAAAUUGAGAACCUUGAAACUCCAUCCUGGGUUUCCAAACCCUGCGGUGGCUCAGGCCUACCUGCAGCCUGCUGUGGACCAGGCUGACAGCUUCUUCAGCUGGGGGCGGCCACAACUCGACAUGAUCAAAGAAUAUCCUUUCUUUCUCUCUGUCUGUCUGUCUGUCUGUCUGUCUGUCUGUCUGUCUGUCUGUCUGUCUUAUUUAGGUCCCUAG